AGCACUGUAUCCUGGUCGUGCGGCUCCUCAUGAAGUGAAACAUCAUGCACCUGCAGCCAGAACAGCUGGAAAACCCAGGCAGACCCCCUGUCUGCAUAUGACCCAGCUGGCUUUUUUGAUGCCGGUAAAUAAAGUGACAUAAAGGCGUAAAAAACAGCAGGUUGAUAGGCGGGACUUCCUCCGGAGCCCAACUAACUGCCCGACUGUUUAUCUCGCCUUGCAGCGCAGGGAUCGCGACAGCGUCGCGUCUGAUAACGAGGUUGUGUCGUUACACAUUGCAUGAUGCAGCGCUGCUUACUCCGGGGAGGCUGCAGUCCUCUCUUCUGCCUGUGGGCCUUGCUGCUGCUCCUGCCGCCGGCCUCCCUGCAAACCCCCAACCAGCACGAGCAUCGGGAGCACGGCGACAAAGACCGACCCAAGCUGCUGCUGGUGUCCUUCGACGGCUUCCGCUGGGACUACAUCGACCGCGUCCCCACUCCCAACUUCCGCAGCGUCAUGGACGAGGGGGUGAAGGUGGAGUAUGUGGAGAACGCUUACAUCACCAAAACCUUUCCCAACCAUUACAGCUUGGUGACGGGGCUGUACGCCGAGACGCACGGCAUCGUGGCCAACGAGAUGUACGACCCCGCUCUAAAUCUGUCCUUCUCCAUGGAGACAGAUAGCAUCUACGAUUCACGGUGGUGGGAGGAGGCCGUGCCCCUGUGGGUAACCGUUCAGAAGGCCGGGGGACGUAGCGGGGCUGCCAUGUGGCCGGGCUCUGACGUGAAGAUCCACGACACCUUUCCUACCCAGUACCUCCUAUACAACGCCUCGGUCUCCUUUGAGGCCAGAGUGCAGAGGAUUAUCGAAUGGUUCUCUGCACCCGAUGACAAAGCCGUGGAUUUUGGGGUUCUUUACUGGGAGGAGCCGGAUGAGAGCGGCCACAACCUGGGACCUCAGAGCCCUCUGAUGGAUGCGGUCAUCGCUGGGAUUGACGAGAAGCUGGGCUUCCUCAUCAAUGAGCUAAAAAAGUCUGGGCUUUAUGAGAAACUGAACCUUGUAGUUACCAGUGACCACGGGAUGGCACAGCUUUCCCACGAGAAGAUCAUAGAGCUAGAUGAAUACGUGGACAGAGACCUGUACACCUGGGUGGACAAGAGUCCAGUGGUGGGAAUCCUACCCAAAGAAGGGAAACUCAAUGAGGUGUACAGUUUGCUCGUGGACGCAAACCCGAACAUGGUGGCGUACAAGAAGGACAACGUCCCCGAGCACCUGCACUACCAGCACAACGUCAGGAUCAUGCCCAUCCUGCUGGAGGCCAAGGAGGGCUGGACCAUCAUGCAGAACAGGACCGGACACUUCAUGCUGGGAAACCACGGCUACGACAACACCUUACGCAGCAUGCAGCCCGUGUUCGUGGCCCGGGGGCCCGCCUUUCAGCAGAAUUACGUCAAAACGUCCAUGCACUCUGUCGACCUCUACCCCCUCAUGUGCCACAUCCUGUCCAUCGCGCCUCUACCCAACAACGGUUCCCUGGUGAGGGUUCAGGAUCUCCUCUCCUCAGUGCCGACCGCCCCCGCGCCCACUCAGCUGCCCCCACCCAUCCCCCCCGAGGUCCCGGGCUACUCCUACGCCCCGGUGGUGGGUUCCUUCAUCGGCGUGGUGAUGGUGCUGGGCUUCCUGGUGGUCUACAUCAUUCUAGUGACUCUCAAACAGCAGCCCGCUCUAAAACGCAGAAGCUGGGAGAUGUCCCAGCCCUUACUGCAAGAGGACUUGCACCUGUAGCUGCAGAAGCAGAGGAGGAAAGAAGAAGAGGUAUUUUUCCUUAAGGUACUCUCUUCUGCCCAGAAGUAUCUACGAAACAUUUCCCCUUACACCACUAAAUGUGAUUGUGCUGCUCUUUACAUCGAUCGGAGAUCAAGGGAAUCUAAUUUUAGCCUAAUCACUGGUAGCGAUAGAUUAAUCACAAGAGAAAUGUUAACUGUAUUUACUUCUGGUGCAAGCUUAAUCAAAAUAGUGAGCCUUUACAUGUUUUUCGGGGGGUUUUUUGUGGCUUUGAUUGUGAAUUUUACUUAAGAUCUCAACAUUUUCAUCGUCAUGUACUAAAUAGAUUAAAUGCUAAGAGUGGAAGUUUAACAGUGGAUUCUGACAAGUGUGUGUUUUGUGGUGGCCAAAGCUAAGACUUGACUGAGGUCGAGGUGUCGGUGUGCUCGAAGUGAACUCGUUUCCUAGAAGUCUUCGUGGAUGUUGUUUAAGGCCAGUUCCAAAAAAAACCUGUGAUGCCCUUGGAACUCUGAUGGGAAGUCCUUGAGGAUCCUUGUAGACCCACAUGUAGCACGAAAACCCCCCGUGAUGCCCAACCAGACGAAAAGAGUUAAGAGCAGUUUCCAUGAAAGUGUUUGCACCCUGUUUGGAGGAGAAAUGACAUCCGUGUUCCUCAUACCUUGAUUAUUCAUCAUCAUGACAUACAUUCAGAUGUCUGUAUUGACGGCCGUCGGUGUCUUCUCGUUAUAUUCGUUGGAUACAGCGUAUAUGUGCUAAGUAGAGUGACAUCUGGAGCAAAAGAUAUUCCAAAUCAAGUCUAAGGACUUAUCCACAUGUGCACUAGAAACGGGGAGUGACCAGAAGAGAGCUUUUCACUUGUUAACUGAUGGUAAUAUUAGUGGCAUGAACCUUUUGAAUACAUUGAUUUGCAGAAACAAUGAAAGGGCUCAUCGCCAGGGGGGGCUGGAAGCAGCAGAUGUUAAAAGGCAGACAACUGUGCACACUAGGGCUGGGCGAUAUAUCGAGAUUUUAAUAUAUAUCGAUAUAUUUUCAAACGCGAUAUGGUACGAGACAAUAUCAUUUAUAUCGAUUUUAAAUUAUUAUUUUUUUUGUUUUUUUUUGUUUGGAUUUUGAUAUACCGUAUUUUCUGGACUAUAAGCCGCUACUUUUUUCAUAGGUUUUCAACCAUGCAGCUUAUACAAAGGUGCGGCUAUUCUGUGGAUUUUUCUUCCACCGCUCGGGGCGCUUUAACCGGAAUUAGAAUCAAAACUAAGACAAAAUAAAUGCAAAGAAGAAUACGCUACUUCUUCUUUAGCAGAUAGAAGUAGGUAGAAGCAGAUUUCAAACAGAUAAAUAGAUAAAUAAAUACCGGUUAUUUUCUCUUGGUUCUGUCCCGUUUUAAUCAGCAAAGUUUCUGCCGUGUUAAAAGGAUCUAUUUAGGUACAAACAUGUACAUCAUUUACAGUUCAAAAUCCUUCUGUACAUGUAGUAAAUAUCUAAUCUAACAACAGAAAUAUCUGCGGCUUGCAUAUCUUUUUUUUUUAAAUAGAGCGGAUGCGGCUUAUAUACAGGUGCGGCUUAUAGUCCAGAAAAUACGGUAGCUUAUUUUGUGGGAUAUUUGAUAUUUGUUUUAUUUUAUUCAAGAAGCAUUUUUAUUCUAUAUAUGCAGGCAGUUUUUUUUUAUUUCAUUUGUUUUAUACAUGUUGAUAUUGUGCAGACCUCUGUUAAUAAAGGAACCUGUGUGACAUUUGGCACGAGGCUUUGUAUUAAAACUGACUGUUUUUUUAAGGGUUUGCCUCAGAAAAAAAUGAAGCUAACAGAGAUGCUAUGCUAUAAUGCUUUGGGGGAAACCCCAAUUAUGUCACAGAAAAAAUAUCGAUAUAUAUCGAGUAUCGCCAUUCAGCUAGAAAAUAUUGAGAUAUGACUUUUGGUCCAUAUCGCCCAGCCCUAGCGCACACCUUCAGACAAUCUCACCUCUAUGGCUUUCUUAGCCUUGCACUCAUUCGUUCACAGGGAAGCUGAACUAACAUGUGAAGAUUUUCAGACCCCCAUUUACUCUCUCGCCUCCGCUUUCAUGGCUAGCUGACUGAAAGUUACCAAAGCCAUCACCCGACAGUCCAGCAAGCAGUUCCUCCGAGUCAUACCGACACCUUUACACCCCGAUGGACGGCAGUCGGCUUGAUUUAUGCGACAUUUUCAAAUCUAUGCAAAAACGGAUUUGUAUGUCACGAAGCGAAGGAGGACCAAAGUAUUGUUGACAUUUUUUCCCACCACUCGUUCUUCUUGUGGUCUGAGCACUGAAUAAGAUGUUACUUUUGAUCCACAAAUGCUGUGAUUAUUCUAAAGUAUUCAAAAGCCUCCUGUUGUUUUGGGGAGACUUCCUGGCCGUGGUCACUGUUACUUCUGAAUGUUACGUGGAAGCAGAUGUUCCAUUUAAGACUCAGCGUGUGAGGUUACUUUCAUCUGUGUUGGUCAUUUCAUGAGCUGAUCACGUCACGACGCUGCGCUUUAGUAAUCAUCUACCAUUUGCCUUUAAAACCUAACAGAGAACACCUCUUUAUAGUGUGCAUUUGUUUGUGUCGGUUCGUCUUCUGUAGAGUCCAGAUGUGUUGCGAGGGCAUUCUCCUGCUGUGGUGAUUGUGCACUGCCCUCCUCCACGCUGGCUGUCACAACCAUGGCCAUAUUGUUGGUGAAAUGUGAAGUGCAAUUGCUAUUGGUCAGUAUAUUGAUGUAGGGAUUUUAGGUUUAGUUGUUGUUUGGGUAUGAAGACUUUUUUUUUAGCAUGAUUUGCAAGAACUGAUCCCCUAAUUUGCACUACGGGAAAAAACAGAGGAGAAUAGGGGGGUGAGGUCAGAUGCUUUUUAGGACAUGUAGUCUGUAAUUUGCACUUCUAGCUCGUAGUCGCAAUUUUAAACAUUAAAAAAAAAAAAUACAGGGAAGGUGCCUCUGGCUUAAAAGCUUUUUAAUUAAGUACAUUUUUGAUCAAAGAAGACGGAAUCCAAAUAAACUGCUCCGAUAUUUUUUCAUCACCUUAUGAGAACGAAUUGGUUUAAUUUUCUUUUAGCUUUUCGAUGCAUUGAUUGAAACCUCUGCCCCCCCAAAAAACGACAGACAUCACUGUGAUAUAUGCUUUUUACAAAACUGAAAUUGAUAAAUUUAGAGUAUUUAUAUGCGCACGCACCGUCAAUUUUUUCUGAUCAUUUUAAUAUUUUUAGUGUUGUCUGAUAAUUUCCCCUGAUUUGUUGACAGAUACAUUAAAUAUAUUAGAUUAUAUUUCAAAAUUAUUCAUUUUAAAUUGUUAGAAAAGAAGAAAUGUCCUUUUAUUUGCUUGGAUUUGAAAUGUGGAUGUUUAAUAUUUGACUGAUAAAUUAACUAUCUUUGC
Molecule: messenger RNA, 5125 nt
Organism: Cololabis saira (Pacific saury)
Lineage: Eukaryota; Metazoa; Chordata; Actinopteri; Beloniformes; Belonidae
Gene: enpp5
Product: ectonucleotide pyrophosphatase/phosphodiesterase 5
Exons: 4
Coding region: 280-1764 (494 amino acids)
Source: RefSeq, a predicted model, not a curated record